GAGAGAGAGAGGGAGACAGCAACAUAGGGUGUUGAACACGCUGAACAAGCAGUCACUCCAGGAGUCACAUUGUUACCCAUCACAUCUAUUUUCCCAGGACAAGUGGAUGUGAGCAGUGUGCAAAUAUUGACCGAUGAGAAUAUUUGGAUCUAAAGCCUUGUGAGACAAGCUGAUUGAUUUUUGUGGGAGUAGAUCAGUUUGUUGGCCAACAGUCUGCUGGGGAAAGAAAAGUUGCCAUGGAAACUAUUUUGCUCUUCCUCUCUUCUCUCCUGGUGUGUGUGGCUGCUGUAACAAACCAGAGUGCACAGGAUGAAACGCAAAAAGAUGAAAACCCGUUUAUAUAUGAUUACGAGAGCCUGAGGAUCGGGGGAUUGGCGUUGGCUGUGGUUCUGUUCACCCUGGGUAUUCUCCUCAUCCUCAGUCGACGAUGCCGCUGCAGCAUUAACAAGAAGCCCAGUGCCCCCGGAGACGAGGAACAACAGGAGGAGAACCUGAUUGUCUCAAAGGUUGCAGCCGCUGCCAAAGAGACUCCGGCAGAGAACUGAUCGAACGACACCGGACAAAGCGGCCUUCUGAUGUGAUGCUCUAUUUUAUUUGACAUAAAGCCACAAAACAGUGAAUCCAUGGAUUAUUAAUAUAAUGGUUAUGUCAGGGAAUGAGGUAAUACAUUUAUAGUUGUAAUAUGUAUAUUAAUCUCACCUGUUGUGCUCUGUUCAGUUGUGCCAGUCCCUCAGUGCUCUUGUUUGUUUCUGUGCCUUUGUGUGACAGUCUUACUCCGUGUCGUCUUAGCUGAUAGCACCUUUGACACAAGAUUGUCUUUGAAGAAUUUUAAUGUUGUGAGGUCUGUUGUUCUAUGUUUUUAUCUAUUGCCUAGGUUUUAGGAGUUGUCUGUUGUCAAUUUUGUCAGUUCAGCAUCACAUGGCAGCCAUUUUGUUCUGACAUCAGGCUGAAGGUUCCUGACUGAUAAGCAUUUAAAAAGACAAUGCAAAGUGGAAAUCCAGAGGGAAAUUAAAAUAACACAAUUGGUAACCGAUUAGCUACCAUUACAUAACAGCUAAUGUUAGCAUCACUGCGCUUACAAGCUAAUAGACUACUACAGCUAGCAAAGAAGUGGCUAAAUACUAAGAUUCCCUUUUUGUGGCACAAUAGAAAAGAAAAGGCAAAAUUAAGUGAUAGUUAUGAGUUACUUGUCAUUGUAGGUAUAUUAGCCACCGGAGAUGUUGGUCAGCCCCUCUAUAGAGAAAAACUUCAGGAGCGCAGACAAGGAAGCUAGGCAAACCUUGAAGGAGACAGUUACGUUUGCUCCACAUAAUUCAGCUAAUUUUAAUAAAAACCAAGCCACUAAACAACAUUGGGUGCAUGUACGCUAUAUUGAAAAAUCACACUGAUAAGCUGUUUUGUUCUGCGGGCUUCGAAAGAGAGAACAAAUACAUCCAAACUAAAACAUGAGUGGUUAUUACAGCAACUAUGGCAUGCCAUUUCCUGUUUACCAUUCAGAAACAGAGGGGUGACGUCACUCAGGCUUCAACCAUGUUUUGUUAUUUGUUUUUUGGCUCUGUUUUUUUC
This is a messenger RNA of Labrus mixtus (cuckoo wrasse), 1566 nucleotides long. RefSeq names its product FXYD domain containing ion transport regulator 6 (gene fxyd6). Gene Ontology annotation, biological process: regulation of sodium ion transmembrane transporter activity. The transcript is spliced from 8 exons. The record is from RefSeq and is a predicted model, not a curated record. Lineage: Eukaryota; Metazoa; Chordata; Actinopteri; Labriformes; Labridae. The coding region runs from base 237 to 545 and encodes 102 amino acids. Gene Ontology annotation, molecular function: sodium channel regulator activity. Gene Ontology annotation, cellular component: membrane.